This is a messenger RNA of Colletotrichum spaethianum, 573 nucleotides long. RefSeq lists its product as uncharacterized. NCBI's taxonomy places the organism in Eukaryota, Fungi, Ascomycota, Sordariomycetes, Glomerellales, Glomerellaceae. The transcript is spliced from 3 exons. Bases 1 to 573 code for a protein of 190 amino acids. The record is from RefSeq and is a predicted model, not a curated record.
AUGUUCAAUGUCGACAAGGGGCUGGAGGAUGUGACGUUGUCCGACUGGGAGAAGUCGAGCACGAUCUCCGCACACACCAGGAACUACAUCGACGAAAACUGGAGGGCGAUUGAGCAGUUCGUGGGCCAUUUCACUAGCCGUUUCGAUACACAGCCAGGACCAGUUCCGGCUGAACUCAGUGGAUUGCCUGUCACGCAGACGAGUACUUCUUCAAAGAAUCCCCCCAGCGCCUAUAAAGACACCUGCCAGAGGACUGCGGUUGUGGGCCUCGGAGGGAUAGGCAAGACACAGGUCGCCAUCGAAGCCGCCUACCGUGUUCGCGAUGCGCACUCAGACUGCUCUGUGUUCUGGGUACCCGCUGUGGACACGGUCAUGUUCGAGAAUGCGUAUCGCGAGAUCGGCCAGACCCUUAAGAUUCAAGGCAUCGACGGCGACCAGGCAGACGUCAAAAGCUUAGUCAAGGCUGCCUUAGAACGGGACGACGUUGACAGCUGGCUUCUUAUCGUCGACAACGCCGACGAUAUGGACUUACGAAGUUUAGUCGAGGUCAUCCUAUGCGUCUACGGGAAAUGA